AACGAUCAUAUAAUAUAACCUAUAAAUUGGGUAAUUCAUAAAAAACAACAUAGUUAAAGUCGAAACAGUAGGUCGUAGAUCUCUAUAUUUGGCGAAAGUAGCUAAUGAAUGUUAUUGGCACCCUAAUUUAAUAUCUAAUACCAUACAGAAUGAUUUUCAGAAAACUUCCUCUGCGGUUGUACACGCAAAGCUGCAAAGCUUAUUACGUCACAAAGGCACCCAAGCCCGAGAUUCCUAAGAACCCCAUGGCCGAGGUGUACUCGGCUUCGGCGCAGAAGAGUAAUGGCAUUGUUUACGACAGGAAGCCGUUUAAGGUUACGCUGCAGGAAGGCAAGACGUACCACUGGUGCCUCUGCGGGCGCUCCAAGUCGCAGCCGCUGUGCGACGGCACCCACAAGGACGUGUAUCUGAAGAUAACACAAAGACCGAUAAGGUUCACCGUUGAGAAGACAAAAGAUUACUGGCUGUGCAACUGCAAGCAGACCAAGAACCGGCCGUUCUGCGAUGGCACCCACAAGUCCAAAGAAGUACAGGAGACACACAUUAAGGUUUAAAUGGAGUCCGCCCUGUGUCUCCGGUUUGACUCACGGGGCACCCACUCCGUGGUUGUCUUUGCCCACAAGUCAUUCGGCAUGCGGUAAACAUGACCUGCCCAGUCCCACUUUUUUAAGGAUAAAUAAAAAUAAAAAACAAUACAGGUAACAAACAAAAGAAGGUAGAGAGGUCAGGAAAACUUUCCAUACAAAGGGAGGUUGUGGACCGUUUUCUUACCGAGGGUGUUGUAACCAGCAAAACGUUAAAAAACAAGCUUCACAGAAACAAUUUCAUUUAUUAUUGAGGAUUGAACAAUGAACAGUCGCCAUCAGAUAUAUCGGAGCGGCCGAGGUGCUCACAAAUAUCUAAACACGC
Messenger RNA from Cydia strobilella, 909 nucleotides. Its product is annotated as CDGSH iron-sulfur domain-containing protein 3, mitochondrial. Gene Ontology annotation, molecular function: 2 iron, 2 sulfur cluster binding. The transcript is spliced from 3 exons. Gene Ontology annotation, cellular component: mitochondrion. The record is from RefSeq and is a predicted model, not a curated record. Lineage: Eukaryota; Metazoa; Arthropoda; Insecta; Lepidoptera; Tortricidae. The coding region runs from base 150 to 554 and encodes 134 amino acids.